Sphaeramia orbicularis (orbiculate cardinalfish) is the source of this 6359-nucleotide messenger RNA. RefSeq names its product argonaute RISC catalytic component 3a (gene ago3a). Gene Ontology annotation, molecular function: protein binding; RNA binding. The transcript has 19 exons. The record is from RefSeq and is a predicted model, not a curated record. Gene Ontology annotation, biological process: regulatory ncRNA-mediated gene silencing; regulation of stem cell proliferation. Bases 792 to 3395 code for a protein of 867 amino acids. NCBI's taxonomy places the organism in Eukaryota, Metazoa, Chordata, Actinopteri, Kurtiformes, Apogonidae.
UGUCAGAAAGGCAACUUCACCAUAUUUAGCUGGUUCGCCGAAGCCCCGCAGAGUUGAUCUGUCAACCAGGCUGAAAAUCCGAACACUUAUCUGCGGAUAGAGCACGGAGUUGACAGCUGGACUGACGCGCACUGAUACAAACUACAGGGGCCGGCGUCGUCGGGAUAUGCCGCGCGGGGAACGGGGCCGUGUCAUCGGCUGUUUUUCAACGCGAUAAAAGUAGAGCCGUCGUCUGUCAGAAUUCCUACUGUCCAACAGCACAGCUAGCCAGCCAGCUAGUUAGCCUCAUCACCGCUGCUACCACCGACACUCGUCCGUUCCGUCGAUACGAAUUUAUGUCGUCUCUGUUACUGUUCGGCUUUCGUUAGUAAUUUAUUCGAAGCCUUUCACCCCGCUGGGAUGAUAUCCUGACAGCACCUCUCGGCCGUUCCAGACACUUUCCAAACCCUGGCUAGCGGGCUAAUUUGGCUAGCUAGCAGGCUCCCAGUGCCCCAGCGUCGCGUUGAGCAGCCAGUAGCUUUCGCCGUGGCAGUGAAAUCCGAUUGGAUACGUUGAGUGUGUGUGAAACGGCGGACACCGGGACGCCGAAGACCCCGGCCGGCGACACGACCGUACCAAAGGGCCCCUUUUGACCGUACGCAAGCGAGGAAAAGAAGCGGAGUAGGAGGAGGAGGAGGGGGGCUAGCUGAGAGCAGCUGCACAGCCGAAGGAGACACCGGAUUGAACGGAGGAAGAGUCCCAGACGUUUGACAACUGUGAUCCGGGAAGUGAACCGGGCUGGGACCUCAUGAAUGGAAAUCGGAACUACAGGAGCCGUUGGGGCCCAGUCCCUGUUCUCCAUGCCACGGCGGCCUGGCUAUGGCACCAUGGGGAAGCCCAUCAAGCUGCUGGCCAACUGCUUCCAGGUGGAGAUCCCCAAGAUGGAUGUCUACCUCUACGAAGUGGACAUCAAGCCUGACAAAUGCCCCCGGCGAGUCAACAGGGAGGUGGUGGACUCCAUGGUGCAGCACUUCAAGGUGACAAUCUUUGGGGAUCGCAGGCCGGUCUACGAUGGAAAGAAGAGCCUGUACACAGCCAACCCACUGCCUGUAGCACCAACAGGGGUGGACCUAGACGUUACUUUACCAGGUGAGGGAGGCAAAGACCGCCCCUUUAAGGUUUCCAUCAAGUUUGUGUCUUUAGUCAGCUGGCACAUGCUCCAUGAGGUGCUGACUGGUCGCAGCAUGCCCGAGCCCCUGGAACUGGACAAACCCAUCAGCACCAACCCUGUCCAUGCUGUGGAUGUAGUACUGCGACACCUGCCCUCCAUGAAGUACACUCCUGUGGGUCGUUCCUUCUUCUCUGCUCCAGAGGGCUAUGACCAUCCGCUAGGUGGGGGCAGGGAGGUUUGGUUCGGCUUCCACCAAUCUGUGCGCCCCGCCAUGUGGAAGAUGAUGCUUAAUAUUGAUGUGUCUGCCACCGCUUUCUACAAGGCCCAGCCAGUCAUCCAGUUUAUGUGUGAAGUGCUGGACAUCCACAACAUAGACGAGCAGCCACGCCCUCUCACAGACUCACACCGGGUCAAGUUCACCAAAGAAAUCAAAGGUUUGAAGGUAGAGGUGACGCACUGUGGAACCAUGCGGAGGAAGUACCGUGUCUGCAACGUGACCCGUCGGCCUGCCAGCCAUCAAACGUUCCCUCUACAACUAGAGAACGGUCAGACUGUAGAGCGCACUGUAGCCCAGUACUUCAGAGAGAAGUACAACCUGCAGCUCAAGUAUCCACAUUUGCCCUGUCUACAAGUGGGCCAGGAGCAAAAGCACACCUACUUACCCUUGGAGGUGUGUAACAUUGUAGCAGGUCAACGGUGCAUCAAGAAGCUGACGGAUAAUCAGACCUCCACUAUGAUCAAAGCCACAGCUCGCUCUGCACCUGACAGGCAGGAGGAGAUCAGCAGGCUGGUGCGCAGUGCCAACUAUGAGGCCGACCCUUUUGUGCAGGAAUUCCAGUUCAAGGUGCGCGACGAGAUGGCCCACGUGACGGGGCGAGUGCUACCCGCCCCAAUGCUGCAAUACGGCGGCAGGGUGAGCACAGAGCACUUUAUGAACCGCACCGUAGCCACGCCCAGCCACGGGGUGUGGGACAUGAGGGGGAAGCAGUUCCACACAGGAGUGGAGAUUAAAAUGUGGGCCAUCGCCUGCUUCGCCACACAGAGGCAGUGUCGGGAAGAAAUCCUCAAGGGUUUCACGGACCAGCUGCGUAAGAUCUCUAAGGAUGCUGGGAUGCCCAUCCAAGGCCAGCCAUGUUUCUGUAAAUACGCCCAGGGAGCUGACAGCGUGGAACCCAUGUUCAGACACCUGAAGAACACGUAUGCUGGACUGCAACUCAUCAUUGUCAUCCUGCCAGGAAAAACCCCUGUCUAUGCGGAGGUGAAGCGAGUGGGAGACACCCUCCUCGGCAUGGCCACACAGUGUGUUCAGGUGAAGAAUGUGGUGAAGACGUCGCCUCAGACCCUCUCUAACCUCUGCCUCAAGAUCAAUGUCAAGCUAGGAGGCAUCAACAACAUCCUGGUGCCUCAUCAACGCCCAUCAGUGUUUCAGCAGCCAGUUAUCUUCUUGGGAGCAGAUGUUACGCAUCCGCCUGCCGGAGAUGGAAAGAAGCCUUCAAUAGCAGCAGUGGUCGGAAGUAUGGAUGCCCACCCCAGCAGGUACUGCGCCACUGUGCGGGUACAGAGGCCACGGCAAGAGGUUAUUCAGGACCUGGCCUCCAUGGUGCGGGAACUGCUCAUCCAGUUCUACAAGUCGACCCGCUACAAGCCCACCAGAAUCAUCUUCUACAGGGAUGGUGUUUCAGAAGGCCAGUUCAGACAGGUGCUGUAUUAUGAGCUGCUGGCUAUCCGUGAGGCCUGUAUCAGCCUGGAGAAGGAGUACCAACCAGGCAUCACUUACAUUGUUGUGCAAAAACGCCACCAUACACGCCUCUUCUGUGCCGACCGCAACGAGAGAGUUGGACGUAGUGGAAACAUUCCUGCUGGUACUACUGUGGACACGGACAUCACGCAUCCUUAUGAGUUUGACUUUUACCUCUGCAGUCACGCUGGAAUACAGGGCACCAGUCGGCCCUCCCACUACCAUGUUCUGUGGGACGAUAAUUGUUUUACCGCUGACGAGUUCCAGCUGCUAACCUACCAGUUGUGCCACACCUACGUGCGCUGUACCCGCUCCGUGUCCAUCCCUGCGCCAGCCUACUAUGCCCACCUCGUGGCCUUCCGUGCCCGCUACCACCUGGUGGACAAAGAACAUGACAGCGCUGAGGGCAGCCAUGUGUCCGGUCAGAGCAACGGCCGGGACCCCCAGGCGCUGGCCAAAGCCGUUCAGAUCCACCACGACACCCUGAGGACCAUGUACUUCGCCUGAGCUACACCAACCUUACCCCCCUAAAACAUUGCCACCCAUGAAUUGAAACACACUCACACACACACAUACAUACAAAGACACACAACCAUGCACGCCUGGCUCGCCAGUGAAGGAGUUCUCAUAGGUGCAAGUCCCACCCCCCCACACCUAGUCAAUCCGGACCUGACACUGUGCAGAGGAAAGCAGGGAGGAGGGAGGGGAGGAGGCACCCCGACACUGGACUGAGGAUGCAAACGCUGCUUUAAACAAAAACAAGAGAGAAACUCAGCACUAUUAUGCAAUAUUAAACCAGCCAACUAGUUUGUUUUGACCCUUAUCAGGCCCCCUCUUUAGUGCCCCUCCUAUCUGUUUUCCUGUCUGUUUGUGGCCUAGUGGCAUUUGUUUUGUUUUUUUGUUGUUUUUUUUUGUUACUUUUUCCUUCAUAUUGCCUAUACUGCAGUUUGGCACAGUCUUUGUUUUUAGUCUAAUCUGCUCCAUUGCCAUCUACAGUACCUCAAGUCAGUUUGAGCAGCCGCACUUUUACUUCCUGUCAGUUGUACAUAAGUUAUUUGUCGUCCCUCCCCCCCUCAAAGACGGAGCAGAGAAGGAAGCGUCCGAAUCUGUUUAGUGGUGUUUUAUUUCACUCUAUAUUACUCCUUUAGCUGCCACUUUAUUUCACCCCUAGUUUUUAUUUCCCCCUCCUUUGCCUCUCUUUUCUUCUCUAAUGCUGUCUUUUUUUUUUUCAGUAGUGUUUAUUGUCGUUGCCAGAUACUUGUAUGAGUUUAGUUCUUUUGAGCACACCGCCACCUAUCGGCGACGAGGUAUAUCGCCCCCCCAAACGUCUCAACAAGCACUUGUAGUCUUGUAAGGUUUCAGAUCAGUUUGAGUUUUAACAGGAAAAACAUUUUUAAACAGGGGGCACAGUUUUUCUAUCGGCUGAUAUAUCAGUUGCAGCCUUUUUGGCUAUUAUUUAAAGUAUAACACUGUUGAUUCUGGUUGUUUGUUUUAUUCUGGUUAUUAUAUUUCCUUUUACAUUAUGUGAAACAUUUUAUGAUUCUAACUUUUUUUUUUUUUAAACCAUUUACUCUUUUAAGCUUAGAUUUUUAAUCUUAGUAACUGUCAUGGCUUCGUUUCCUUCAGUGCUUUAACUCACAUUACCCUCUCUUGAGAAUGAGACGGUGCGUGAAUAGUCGGUGGGUUUUCCUUUAGUGCAAUAAUCACCUGAAUGAAGGGACAAGGAUUUUAGGGGACUUAAAAGAACGGUUAAACAUUUCAUUUCAGUGUCCUCAAAAGGUUAAAAAAAAAAGUCUGCCACUUGCGAGACAUUUUUCUGUAUUUCUCCUUUGUGAGACAAUUGAUCAGCAUGUUUUAUAAGUUUGCCUUUGCUUUUGGGCAAAAAUGGCGCAAGUUCAUUUUGGUGAUUUAUCGUUAUCAUUUUUUUUUUUUUUUUUUUUUUACUUGAAUUGAAAGAUUUGUUGCGCCUCUGUGGUUUGAGAAUACUUCAUGAACAGGCAUUAAAGAGAGAAAUCUUUGGUUUGCUUACGAGGCAGAUUUUUGGAGAACAAAUCUCUUUGACUGAACCGAUGGAAGUGUAGUGGAGUGUAAAGGCCAUACGGAGGAGUUAUUUAAGUGCCUGGUGGAAGUUAUGCAUGUAAUGGAUAAGAUUGGAAAAAAACCCUGAAAUGAAUAGGCAGCAUAGAGUUCGAAGCAGAUUUCACCUGAUGCCUCGUCUUGUUCUCAAGAACCGCCUUCUGACUUUUCUAUACAUCUCAGUCAGAUAAAGUCCAGAUGGAUAUAUUUAUCACCUGUGCAGCCAGUGUUAGCUGUCGGCUUUACUGAGGAACAGCAUUCAAAUCAAGCACGCCAAGUUGUCUUUAGCUUAAUCUUCAGACAUGAAUCCAGCUGCUACAGUGUGUGUCAGCCUCAUCAUAAACCUGUUUUUUUUUUUAAUGAUAUUGAACUGAUAUCCUUAGUCCAGGACUGGGUUUAUCCCCUUGUCCAUAUCACCAACCCAAAGUAACGGUUGAGUCUAACUUCAGAACAAAGCUGAGGAGUCGUGUCUGACUAACUAGCGUCCGCAGCAGCUGCUUCUCGUAGUACGUUAAAACCUCGGCGCCGCUGAUGACCCGAAGCUCAUCUUGCGGAGGCCGAUUAUAAAAUGUUAUCUGCACUAAAAUGAGAAAAAAAAUAAGCAUGUGUUUCACGACUGAACACAGGCGUGGUGCUACUUUUGUCUGAAUCUGAACCUCUGUGAGACUCUGAGCAGGCGAUUAGGAGAGAAGACGAACAGGAAACCUCACUCGCUAAGCAUCAUGGGAGGAGCAGAGCGGAGAGAGAAAGAAAGAGGCUCUGGAUGUAGGAUUCCAGUCCGGGUGGUUUCGAUCCUGUAUACGGUACAGAGACCGUCGGGUGUGACGCCAGGUCCUGUCUCCGCUGUGGAGUUCGACUACCUUUCAGUGGGUUUGAGCCUUCAUGAUUUCACUAGUGUCUGAAAAAGCCUUUUUAAAAGUCAGAUUGAAAGUAUAUUUGUACAUUUUAAAUUAUGUGAUGCACACCACUUAUUUUUGCUAACAGAAAAAAACGUAGUCUAAUAAUUAUUAUUAUUAUUAUUAUUAUUAUUAUUAUUAAUCUUAGAACUAAAUGUAUCCUGAAAAGUAAUAGUAAAAAAAAAAAAAAAAAAAAGAUGAUUACAAAGUUUUAUUACUGCAAUAGACUGUUGCUGUGUUCCUGUGUCACUGUAGAACAUACGGUAUCUGUGUGAACAGUGGUGGGGUUGUGGAAACUAGUGACGUGUGUUUGGACUGUCAGACUGUUUACUGACAGGGAUGUGGACUUAUUUGCCUCUUGCUUUCAUAUAUUUGGAGAUGCCGAACACUUGUUGCUCUCAUUGUUGUCUCUGUAUUUCGUUAUAAAGCGGAAUGCGUCCUACAGAUGGAAUAUGGAAGUCCGUUUGAGCCAGUGAUUUAACAAAAAAAAAAAAAAAAA